Messenger RNA from Cladocopium goreaui, 1210 nucleotides. The record is from the annotation of a GenBank genome assembly. Lineage: Eukaryota; Dinophyceae; Suessiales; Symbiodiniaceae.
UUGCGGGGACGAAGUGUCACUCUUCGCCAGCCUUUGUGGCAACGAUUUCGUCGGUCAUGACGAAAUGCGUCCCCGGCACAACCUCCUCAGGGUUGGUGCCAAGCAACACGACACCAUCUACCCUUUGGUUGUGAGCUUCAUCCAUGACUGUAAGAAGAAAGGCAUGGAUUUGCUCGAGGCGGCCAAAAGUGUGGUGCCCGAAAGCCUGCAUCCAAAUUUGGAAUACACCAUCCUUCAUUUCUAUGAGGGCAUCUUUGAUGAAGGUGAGUCCACUCUGGUGGCCAACGGGGAUCCAGUCUCAGGUGUGAUGCUGGCCCGCUGGCGCGCUGGGGAGUUGCCGGGUGCUAUGAUGUUAGCGGCCUCUCGUGGUUUCAUUGCACUGCCCGCGCUAGUGGAGGAGGCGCGGCAGAGCUCCGGCUGGCUCCUCUCGCGGCCUCUGCGUGCGGCCGCCGCGAAGCUAUUGCCAAGGCCCAUCAUGGAGAGAUUGCGGCAGAGUAACUCCACCAAGAUUCAGGAAGUUCUGUUGAACGCUCCAGCCUUGGAGCCGCCUUUUUCCAACUGGCGAGGACUGCCGAGAUUUGCCUGAAGAGUUCAUCCUACCGGUGUGCUGUAUGCGUUUCUUGACCUUGGUGAACGCUGAGUCUGAGAGAUCCGUACUUGAUAUCCCUUGGCCGUAUUUGGGAGCUUGGCUCUGGAGUUUGGCAUUGAGCCGAGAGGAGAAACAGCAGGUGUUGGCAGAUGUAAAGUUCAAUCCUGCCAAGGUGUAUAGCCCUGCAGGCGCCAGCUUUAUCAACGCAUACCUGGCAUCCCUGUGGUCGGUGCACUUGUUGAAUGGUGCUUUGGGGAUGCCGUAUGGAUCCUUUGAUCCCCUGGCCUAUGACGGCCCCUUCCUGCAUAGCAUCCUUUGGUGCCUCCAUGGCAGCUCGCCACAGGCAGCGGGCUACUUCAGCAAAGAUGAUAAGGAUCGGAUAGUCCUGCAGCUACCGCCAGAUGCGUUGUUCAGUGCUGUGCUGACCAUUUUCCAAGGCGUGGAGAGUGAGGUGGGCCAGACAUUCUUGGGGAAGGUAAGUGCCCGGAAUCUGAAGUUCACCAUGCCCGGGGAAAAGAAGCCGAAGGCAGAGAAGACGACCGCAAAGAAAUCGGCGAACGCCUUUGAUGCACUCCGUUGAUGCCAAAAAGUUUUAGAUUCGCCUUGCGAGCUGAAUGCUGG